Molecule: messenger RNA, 13714 nt
Organism: Pelobates cultripes (western spadefoot toad)
Lineage: Eukaryota; Metazoa; Chordata; Amphibia; Anura; Pelobatidae
Source: the annotation of a GenBank genome assembly
CCUUUGUUGGUCAAGGUAUAGAGAUCUUUAAAAGUCUUGCUAACGCGAGCAGGAGAGACAGGUGCAUAUGAUUAGCAAAGGGAGACUAUCAGCAGAAUUUGGUGAGUUGGAUACCUGAAACGAGUAAAGGAAAGCAAUGAUUAUAUUUAUUUGUAGUUUAUAUGGCACUACUAAUGGUUUGAUCAACUGGUUGAAAAUGUUAUACUUAUUGGAUAGCUCAUUCCCGGGGUCUGGUGUUUAGUCCGGAAUGUUGAAGAUUUAAAUGAAGUGGUUUUGGGAGUUGGAACUGUCACCACCUUUUUAAUAUAAGUAUUUCAUCAAAUUGUAAAAUAAAAUGUAAAACAACUUUAAAAAAAAUUUUUUUUUUGACAUAUUUAAUGGAAAAAAAAAACCCUACAUUUAAUAUAGGACAGGAUCCUUCAGCCAUAUACAUGCACUUUGGGUCCGACAGCGUUUGAUCAGUUUGGUCUCUAUGGUUUUCUCAGUUUCUGUGCGGGGAGUGAAGCAAUACCAUAGAGACUAACUGUAAUCAAAUACUGUCUGACCCAAGGUGCAUGUAUAUGGCUGAAGAACCCUGUCAAAUACUGAAGGUGGAGAUGAGGGUUUUUUUUUUUAAAUUAAUUUUUUUACAUAUAUUCAUUUAAAAAAAAAAAAAUCUAUUUCUGUUCAAAACUUGCUAAAAGUAUUACUAUAUUAAAAUGGUAUGAAGGUGAUGGUUGUCCUUUUAAUCCUCUGUGGAGUGUACCGGCCACGAAAGAUUAAAUCUUAGUACAGAUUAAACACCUAACGAUUGUAUGUACUGAUGAAGAGUGCCUCCCUGCAGUAUAUAGCAUUCACACGCUGCAGGCUUACUGAUUAGUUCACUUGAUUGCUCCCUGCUUAUUUGAGUUUUAUUCUACUGUGGAUAUGGCUAUACCAUCAGGGUUACAGUGGCAGUUGUAAGCUGGUUUGAGCAGGGUCCUUAUCAAACUAUUGAUCCUGUCAAUUUGUUAAAUCUGCCCCUUUCUAAUAUUGUAAAGCACUGCAGAGUAUGUUGGCGCUAUAUAAAUGCCAUUAUUAUUCUUACUGAAGAGUUAUCUUUUCUUUGUGUUGACUGAAUAGUAUGCUGGUAUGCAGAAUUCAUAUGCUGCACAAAGGAACUGCCAUGAUAAACUGAAGGAUUAAUCCCCUGGGUAAUAAAAACACUGUGUACUACAAGGCAACACAUUUUGUCUGCUGACCAUCCACAUGAAUAAGGAGUAGCUGUCAAAAUAAAAUGGCAAUAGCACUGCUGGUCCUCCAUCUGUUCUGUGUAUACGUCACUUCUAACUGUGCAGAACAGAAACAUUCUUCAUUGUAGUACGUAGCAUUCAUAUGCUGCUGGAAAGACACCAACCAUCUAUCCUCAUAGAUUUUAAGAUAUAUAUAUAUUGCAAAAAUCCCCUGCACUCUCGCUUUAACCACUUCACUGCCGGGUGCAUCUACCAGGGCUCCAUAUGAUACAAUUCCAGAAUAGAAAUGGCUGCUCUCCGGUCUUUAAAAAUAAAAUUUUUAUUGAAUAAAGUUUAAAAUAACAACCAACGUUUCAGUCCCCGUUCGGGACUUUCUUCAGUGUCAAAAAUAACGAGACAAUUAUUUUUGACCCUGAAGAAAGUCCCGAACGGGGACUGAAACGUUGGUCGUUAUUUUAAACUUUAUUCAAUAAAAAUUUAUUUCUUGUUUGUGUUUCUUUGAGUAUCUCACAAGGAAGCAGAUUCUAUGCUAAUAUAUAGCGCUCCAGGCUAGGCUUCCUUCAAGGAGUGGCUGUCUGUUCAUGUCUCUUACUAAAUAUAGGCUGUCACCACCUGUAUUCACAAAGUACAGCUUUUUAUAGCGUGUGUUUUUAUGUGUGUUUAUUUUGGGUUUUUUUCUCAAGUGUCCCGAACAGUGGUAGGAUUGUGGGACUCCUGUGUACCCAUAAUGCAUUGUGCUAGGGCGCAGAGUUUUUAAGGAAUUGUGACUUGGGAUUUAGAGGUUUUACACAAUCAUGUGUUUAAUAAGAGAGGAUUUCUACAGGAACUUCUCAGUAUCUUAUGAAACACUGAUGGUGACCGUGUUGGGAUUUCAUUAAACGUCCAGCCUAAUCCAAAGAUGCCAUAAGACAAAGUAGGGGCCAAGGUAAAGCCUGAGGCUGACAAAAGGCAGAGCUGUGGCGUCAGAUUGUGUCCAAUCACAAGUAAUAAAUAAAGGCUCUGUAAGUGAGCCAAAACAUGACCUUGUUCCUAUUAAAACUAUAACAAACCAAAAAAAAUUCUACUUUUUGGGAAGCUAUGUGUGCCCAGGCUCUCUGUCUUGCAUUUAGCUGUCAUUAAUGGUUCUGGGAUUCAGUCUUGGUCUCACGCAUCGUAAAGGCGUGAUCUGUGAAGGCUCCCACAGGAUCCUAAAUAAGUGUACCUUCCACCCUAUGGACACGAGACCCUAACCAGAGACGUCACUUUCAGGGGUCUUUAGAAAUUAUACAAAGACCCCCAAAAGUGACAGACCUGCUUAAAGGGACUGUAUUGAUUUGGACUUUAAUAUUGUCACACAGUAACCCUGAGUGAAAAGACUGCUUGUAAGGGGUGCGGCUGUUUCUAUUCAGCUGUGAAAUGACUAACUUUGGCCCAAGCCUUCCUUUUGAAGAAGAAAAAGAAUGUGAGGGGGGGGGCAACAAGCAAAUCUACAUUCUGAUCUGACCCGGGCCACAGCCUAUGACUUGAAAUAGUUUCAAUUCUGGCAAGUGAACCGUAAUUCUCUUAUUUGAUACAAUGACACAUUUGCAGUCAACUAUGUCACUUUAACAAAAGCAACAAUAAAGUUGUGAUCAUAGCAAUGCUAUAACAUUGCAGCGUUAGACAGACUGGUGGUUCUAGCUCUGUCUUAUAAUGAAAAGUAUGAUUCCUACGAAGGUUUCAGGGUAGAUGGGGUUUACAGUGGCUUUGGAAUUCUAGUCUGUAGUAUCAUGAAGGUGCCCCUAACCCUGACCUACAAACCCCCUCUGCAAUGACAUCUGAUUAUUGAUCCAAGAUGUGCUCCUUCUAUGGUGGAAAGUAUAUUUUAGUACAGUGAGGACUAGCUUUGGCACUCAAGCUGUUUCAGAGCUACACAAAACCUCAUUGGAGUCUAGAAAUGUGUUGUCAGUGUUUUGAAAUUCAUUGCUAGUGUUAGAUUGCCCAGAUCUGACUUUGUGUGUUUUGCAGGAUAGCUAUUGGCUGCUGUGUUCCUGAUGUCAUGCAGACAUUUAAUCCUUUUAUAGAGUCGUAUAACUGGCUCUCUAACUUCGCAGUUCCAUAAAACUGUAUCGCUACAACUUUCUAUCCAGACGUUAAUCUGAUUUUUUAAUUAUUAUUUUGCAGUGUGUUGUUUUUUUUUUUUUGUUUUUUUUUUUAUCACAACAAACUAGCUGAGUAAUUGAGUGUUUUUAUAUGUCUUUCUAAACAGAUGCACAGCAAAUGUAGGUGUUUCAGAAUAACUACCUUUUGUUUUUUUUGUGGGGACUCAAACAGUGGUAAUGCAAAUAAAAAAAAAAAAAAACGUUUACACAUUAUCACAGCGUUUAUUUUUAAGCAGUAUUGUAUCUUACAACUCAGUGAGUUUAUUAGUAAAUGUACAAAUGUAUUCACAAAGUAUCCCAUGGAAAAACUAUCCAGAUAGGCUGUCAUCACAGCUCCAUAGCCUGGUUAUUUUAACGUAUAUUUUAGAAUUAGUUUUUUCAUUAAAAGUGGCUAUUUGAUCAGUCCCAAUCCUAGACUGGUAUGGGUGCAUUGCAAAGCACUGAGUACACCUGUUAGUGCUGUAUAAAUAAAAUAUACAUACACUGUAUACCUACUGCACUUACUGUACCUCCCUUUACUGUAAUGUAACCUGUAAAGUGCUGAGUACACCUGUUAGCGCUGUAUAAAUAAAAUAUACACUCUAUACCUACUGCACUUACUGUACCUCCCUCUACUGUAAUGUAAUACCCUGUAAAGAUGUAUAUAGAGGACCGUAGGCCCAUAUAGUGAUCCUGAAUGGAACUUGGUUUAAUUCAAUCUGUAGAGAGGUGCUCCAGGUCUAAAGUUCUCAUUCUGUCAAGUUGGCCUUUACUGCUCAUACUAGAACCUUGUCUGGUAUUUACUUUUCAUUAUGUAAAUCAGUAUUAUCACAUUGUAGUCCUUGGUUGUAACAGAAUUACCCAGCUACGUGCAUUGCAGUCUGACAGGGUUAUUUCAUAAAGUGAGAAUUGAAAUUUAAAGGGCCACUAUAGUCACCAGAACCACUGCAGCUUAAUGUAUUGCUUCUGGUGUCUAUAUGCUGUCCCUGCAGGCGGAGCACUGUAAAAGCUGCAGUCACUCAGACGGCCACUAGAGGUGCUUCCUAUUUCAGCAGCAUUGGCUUUUCUAUGGGAAAGCAUUGGAUUGGCUGAUAUCCACAAGAUUGAUUUAAACUGGGGCCAGCAAUAGGUCAAUAAAAUACCUUAUUUCUCUGCAGAGAGGUGGGCUGGAUCCCCUCCCUCCAUGUUUGUUUUCCUAACACUAUAGUGUUCCUUUUUAAGGUCAAAAUAGCCGAGCUGGAAACAUUCUCAAAAUCAGCAGCGCUAUCCGUUCAGCUACUCUGGCCUUACAAUAGAAAUUAACUUAGAAUUCUCACAUUCGGGUAUAACUGUGGGUGUGUAUGGCCUGCUAACUGUGAUACUGACCUGCAGGUCUAAACCCUCACACAACAAAAUAUCUCCUUAUAAAAUCUAUCAUGAAAUCUCCCACUCUAAAUUGGGAAAGGUAUUAUUAUUAUUAUUAUUAUUAUUAUUAUUAUUAUUAUAUAAAUAUUAAUGCUUUCUCAGACAUUUAAAAAAAAACAAAAAAAAACACACCCAUAAAACACAGAUCUUCGUGGAUCCAAACACUCUGCAUAUCCAUAAAGGGGUUUUAUAGACCAUGUGUAUAAUGCACCGGUGGCCUCGUUAAAGCAUGAAUCGGUUUCAUUUGUUCUGAUUUUUCUAUAUUUCACUUAACUAGUGAAAUAACACCGGUUCACGAUUCCCCCCCAUCCUAUCCAAUCCCACCCCACCCCACCCCAUUCCCCCAGAACAAGAUAACCAUUUUGAACAUGUACAGGUAAUAAUGUUGUAUUCAUUGCUUGUGAUUGCAGAAUGCCUUUUGGUGAGCAGUGUUUGUGACUGCAGUGGGUUUUAAUACUUUCACCCAAAAUCUAGUGUCUCUGUUGGUGCUGAUGGGGGUCCCAUUUUCACUUCAUUUUGCCAUCCAGGAUUUACAGUCAGAUGGGAUUUUAUCACUGCAUGCAAGCAGGUGUUUAAGCCCCUAAAUCAAUCGGAAUGAUGUUUACCCUGUCCUUUACUCUGUUCUAGAACUAUAACCAGCUCAUUGACCAACUGAGCCUAAGCAUUACUUUUUUUUGUGCCCUUUUGAUAGGGCUAUUUUUUGUAUUUUUUUUUCAAAAUGAAUAUUUUGUAUUUAUUUUUUUAUGUUGCUGACAUUUGGACGAGCUAAAAUGCCAUAUGACCAAAAGUUUGCCAUCCAUAUUUUUUUUUUUUUUGGAUAACAGAUGAAACCCCCCCCAUAAACAACAGGUCAAGUUUUCUUGUGUGUUUUUUUUUUUUUUUGUCUCUUUGUUUUUUUACCUACAAAAAUAGAGUUUUGUAUUGGAAACCUUCAGCCAACGUGGCAUCACAGCCUGCCAGGUUGGGAAAGUUUGUUGUUUACGGUUAAAUGGGGUCAAGCUUUGUCACGUUAUCUCAUGGAUCUGCUAUGUUAGAUUUGUGGAGAGAUCUGUCUUGGAUUUUCACAUACUUGAAACGUUGGACAAGGUGUUGGCUGUGUCUACAUUGUGAUUUUUGCUCUGGAAUGUGAAAUAUAGAAAGAAUCUAACCUAUCUGGUCUGGGAACCAGCUGAGGGUCUCUGUGACCUUAUUAACAAAGAACAUCUUUGUGUGAAUCUUCGAAAUCUUCUAUUGUAGUUCUACCUGUUGCAGAUAUCUCAUGAAUCUCUUAUGUGAGCAUCAUAAAGCUGCCGUGCCCAUAUCAACCACCCCCAAAAAAUGUGGCUGGACCUCUAUCUGCUGCCCAAACAAACUGUGAGACAAAUGCAUUGAAUUCAUGCUGAGUUGGCAAACCAAGCUUGGAAGUUUAAUUGUUAAAGGCAUGGAGUUAUCAUGUUUUUGAUCAUAGUAAAUAUUGUAAAAUAUUCCUUAGAACUAUGUCGUGAGUAAAGUAAACAAAUAUCAAUCGGCCAACGCAUUUGUUACAUCAACAUUCGCGGUCACAUAUAUCGUCUACAACAAAUUGAUAGACGCAGAGGAGUUAGCUUUUCAAAGGGUGACUUGCCAAUGUUGCCCUAUGCAAAAAAAUCUAUAUUGUAUACCAGUUUAUUAGCCACAUAUUCUUUUAAAACCUUAACUUUUUUAGUAAAACGUGAAUUUUGUUUUACUGAAAAUGUAAGCUUUAUUUAUUAAACGUUCUGUUGCCAGGAAGAAUAUAGUAUGUCUGUCUUGUUUUAAGGUACACCUUGACGUUGAUUUAAAUUACAAAGUUACCCAUUUAUCAGGUCUUACAAUUUCAUGUCCCACACUACUAGGUAGGACUUAAAGAUUACCCACCACCGUAAGCCUGGAGGGUCCUAGCUCACUCACCAGGGGUGAAUUUCUAUCCACCAGGGCUAAAUUUUCACUUGCCAGUGGCUAGUUGUAAGUGGACUUUUUAGCCCUGCAUUUAACUUUUUAAAGUGGUUCUGUCCCGUCUGAGCAAUUCAAGGAUAUUGUAAGACAAUGCAGGGGUUACUUUUUCUUAUGGGCAAGUAUGAGGUUGACACAAGGCAGAGCUUUACUGUAAAUGUUUGUCCGAUCCCAACAGACAUCACAAGUGCUGAGUGGGAUUUAGGCUUGAGAUGUAAUCUAUAGGGGCUCUACCAGGACAGACCAUAUGCACGAGAGGACAGCACUGACACAGCUCCUAGUAGGUAAAGCACCAGGAGCCAAAGAAGAUUGGUUAAUUUGUAAGAAAAAAAUCUGACAUUACGCCAAAUAACCAGUAAUUAAUGGUAAGCAAUGCGCCCCAAUUAAAGUGAACAUAGUCAGUCCUGCACCGUCUCAGAACUCCUCAUCAAACCUGGGUUAAAAGGAACAUCACUAUCUAAUACGGCAUUUAAGCAGCAACACAAGUUUUUCAGUUCAAACUCUGGUUUGAAUGUAGUUGAUCCUCUCUGUAAAAUAUUACAAAGUGUUUUUUUUUUUUUUUCAGGCCUCUAAGUGAUAUAAGAAAAUGGCGACCGGCAGUUCGGGUGUCCGUUGUUUUCAAGGCUUCCUCAUUUUUGGCAACGUGAUAAUUGGGGUAAGAUUUUGAAAAAAAUGCUGAUUUGAGUAAUGCGUGAGCUCUCUAAAACGCCUAAAGCCCAGGUCCUGUACUAAAUAAGACAUCCAUUUUACCUGUAUAAAUUUGGACAGUGAUGUGGAGCAGUGCACGCUGGAGCCAAGGUAGCCCAGUGCUCAUAGGCCAUCAUGGAAGGCCAAGUGGUAUAACACAAAAUGCAUGCAUGGUAGAAUCUCUGCACUGUGACAAUUAGUUGGUUAAUUGGUUCUGGAGUUUGGAAUGGAAUAAGACUUUGAUGAGCUGGCAUCUUCAAUUUAUUCAACAGUUCUUAUAUAAUGAUUUUAUCCAGGCUGCUUUACAAUUUAUUCAAAAUUUCAAGCAGGGGAUAAUUAGAUGCAUUUCAACAAAAGGCGAAGAGAAUCCUCCCAGUGAGCUUACAAUCUAGAGAGGAAAUGAGCAUAGAGAUGAAAGGUUGUGGGGAGAAAAUACUAUUUUGAAGUUAGCAGUGUAUCAAUGAUUAUGCUAAUACAAGGAGUACUACUUACUGAUCAAAAUAACGUACAGAGCGAUCCAACAAGCAUCCCAUGCCUCACGCAGGCUAAUCGUCUCCGUAUUCAUUGUUUUAUCUUUCUGCAGAAUUAUCAAUCUACCCAUAUUAAUUCCUGUAGGAUUCUAGCAUGUGGAUAAUAACUCUUUUAUAUUUAUUAUUAUUUUGUUGUUUCGCAGCUGUGUGGCAUUGCGCUGACUGCAGAGUGCAUAUUCUUUGUGUCUGAUCAAAAUGGCCUUUAUCCCCUCCUGGAAGCUACGUACAAUGACGACAUCUUUGCAGCCGCUUGGAUCGGGAUUUUUACCGGUUUCAGCUUCUUUCUGUUGUCGAUCAUGGGAAUCAUUGGACUUAUGAAAUCCAACCGGCGGUUGCUUAUGGCUGUAAGUCUGUCAGUAGAGGGCUUCGUUAGGGGUAUCUAGUCUGUAUCUCACAGAAGCUAUUAUCCAGUGUUCCCAGCAGUCUGGAAACCAGAGGCUGAUCAGAGAUCGUAUAUAUAACAUCCCAGAUAGUUUGAGGCAGUAGACACACUCUUAACACCUAACACCAGUCUCAAAACACCCUUACCUGUACAGAAUAUAGGGAUUACCUAAUGUCCAAGGUGUUGGUUUUUUUUUGUUUGUUUUUUAGAAAAACAAACCAAAAAGCCACCUUAGAUACCACUUCAAAAUCACUAAAUCCUGGACUGGUAGGGUUGCCAUUAGGACUGGUUUGGGAACCAUUGCUCUAACAGAUGAAAGGUCCUUCUUGGGAGUUUAGUGUUUAAAUUAACAUGGGUGUUCACAAUAAAUGGCAAAGGGGGUAAGGUAGUCUUGUCAAAUGUACUCUUCCACUCUGUCAGGAGCAGAUAUAGUCACCCCACAAUGGGUUAUAUCUGCUGCAUUGGAGGCAAGCUGUUGAAUUCCAUAGAAGACACGGCUGUGCAUUGACACCUUGCAUUCUGAAUGGCAUCUGGUGUUCUGGAAAAACUUGUCCAUCUACUCAUUUUAUCUCCUUUGAGCAUUGUUUAGAGACCAUCUAUAUCUUUUCUAAUGUUCAGAAACCUGUGAAUGCUCAGUCUUGCUGAAAUCGUGACAUUCUGUCUGACGCACAAUUUAUAUCCAUUAACUUCGACAUGAUGCAAAUGUUCUUCUAACUCUGAGAGUUCUUUUCCUGCUAAUGUUGUUGCAGAAACGUCCCACAAACGUCUGUAACCCAAUAUGGAAUAAUUCCUAUAUCCGCUGAGAAAGAUGUGUAGUUUCUAAGCUUAUGUUCCCUCUUCUUUCAGUAUCUCAUCUUGAUGUUCAUAGUCUAUUGCUUUGAAGCAGCUUCUGCCAUAACCGCCGCCACGCAGAGAGACUUUGUAAGUACAUAACUCCCUCUUAUCUAAAAAAAACUGUUCUCCAGUAAAACAGUCUUCCCUCACCAGAAAUAUAACUCAUGGGAUGUACCUUAUCUUGUUUAUUAGGCACAUUUCUAAGCAAAACCCUCAAGUAGCAAGUUCUGCAAUCUGCAUGGAGAAACCAUUUAGCUGUCCUGGCCGAGACGAUCAGAUACGAUGGGCUUUCUCUAAAGUAACUUUAUUACAAUGAACCCAUAUGAGGUUCCUAAACAAAUCUGUCAAUUGGGGGCAAUAAACAAGAGACCUGCAAUUAUUAGACCUAAAAUUCAUGGGUCAAUUCACAUUCAUUCCACAGAUUUAUAUGUUCGUCAUCUGGCCAUUCUUGGAACCAUGUGCACUCCUAAGACUUUCCCUGUUAAAUUCUCUGCUCAGAACUCUCUAUUUUAAUAUUAAAAUGCUAUUAACACAAUAUAUAGGCCUAGCUUUAUUUUUAACCAUUUUUAUUUUAUUUUGUUUCCAGUUUAUUCCCGACUUGUUCCUGAAGCAGAUGUUGGAAUCCUACCAAAGCCAAAACUAUAUCGACAAUGACGCACUCAUAAAAAUCCAGGGGGUAACCAGCGUUUGGAAUAGAAUCAUGCUGCUGGCAAGUUUCAUGUAUUUAUUAUGUAAAUCAGGGUUUAUGUACUAUACAGAGUGAAUUGAAAAUGACUUGUAGUGCACUCAGUGUGCUUUUCCUAAAGUUCAUUUUUGUUUUGCUUUUCACUAAAAUUGUAGAGAAUUGGAAAAAGUAAUUUAAACUAAAAUAGCAUAUCUAUAAAAAUAGGAGUGGUGUGUGUUUGUUCCCUAAAUUUAAUUAAUUUUACCUUAACUUUUAUUUAUUUUUUUAAUUUAAUUUAUUUUGGUUUUAAAUUGCUUGACUUGUGUUAAUACCGUCUACGGUUUGCAGAAUAAAUAACGGUUCAGGCACUCUGGGAUAACAGAAAUAUCCACUUUAUUAGAGCAAAAGCAGCAACGUUUCGACCCUACUGGGUCGUUAUCAUGAGCUUGAUAAAGACCCAGUAGGGUCGAAACGUUGCUGUUUUUACCUCAAUAAAGUUGCUAUUUCCGUUAUCCCAGAGUGCCUGAACCGUUAUUUAUUCUGCAUAUCUUGGAAGGGAAGCCUUGCCAGCCCUGGCUUCAGAGCACAUGGGUUAUUUGAUGAGUUUGGUAUCCGGUACGUCUCUACUAUCUGAUACUUUUUAGGUUUGUUAUUGCAUUUCCACCUCUUACUGUGUGUAUUUUUUUUUUUUUUACAUGUCUAACAAUAUCCUUUUAUUUCCACAGAACAAAUGCUGUGGUGUGAAUGGUCCUUCAGACUGGCAGGCCUACACCUCUGCUUUCCGCACUUUUAACUCUGACUCUGCUUUCCCUUGGCCCCAGCAGUGCUGUGUGAUGGAUGGCCUUGGGCAGCCCUCCAAUCUGCUGGGAUGUCGUGUCGGAGUGCCAAAUUACUUGUAUACGAACGUACGUUGCUUAGUUUGCUGUACCUCUGCUCUUCCAUUCAAUAUCAGAGACUUCAAACAAGAAACCUCGGAUUGGGCACCACUGGGUGUGUCCAGAUCAGUAGCUCCCCAUUGAGGAAAGUGAGUGGGGAAAAAAGGUACAUAUCUCACACAUUUCUCAAUGGAGAACGACUGAUAGGCUGAGAACACCAGCCGACGCUUGGGACCACCUCACUCCAUAACAGCUUAAUAACAGAGAAGUUCUUAUAGUGCUCAAACUAUCGCUUUAAUUUGCCUUCACUUUCCUGGCUGAAACAUUUUAAGUACUAACGAUAAACCUCUGCCUCCGCACGUCCCAUUCAAACAUUCCUGUAUGCAAACAAUGUGGUUGGUUUUGCCUAGAGACUUUGAUUGCUUAUACUUGAUGUAUUGAACACUGAGGUCAUUGAAUGGAAACCAUUUCUGGAAUUUUCGCUCAUACAAUUUUUCUCUCCGACAGGGCUGUUAUGAUUAUAUUGGUGGGCCACUCAACCGCCACGCCUGGGGAGUUGCCUGGUUUGGAUUUGCCAUUUUGUGCUGGACGGUAAGUAUACAGAGUUACAUGUUACAUUUUGUAUUUAUUCCAGUUUUUGAGACUUUAGUUGAAGUUGUUUGUCUAUAGUUCAGCCACUUCUCACUCAUGAAAACACCCAAAGUGUACCGUACACAUGCACAGAUAAUAUAGUAUAUGAAAUAUCAAUAGUUCAGGAAUUGGAGAGUAUUCUAUUUUAUUCAAACUGGAAUAUCUGUAAAACAUAAAAAAUACUACACAGUUGGAGUGAGAUGAGAAUCCAUCAUUUAGCUAAAAAUGUGUCAACAUUCAUCGCCCCAGGGUGUUUUUUAAAGGGGCACUCAUGCCCCCCAAAAAUCACUAGUAGAUAUUCCACAACAAAAACAUGCAUUUUUUAAAAAAAUUUUUAUUGGGGUAUAUGUAAAAAACAAAACGCUUGCUAACUUUGCAGAUAUCUUUGCACGCCGCCCAGCCCAGGCUUUCUGUAACUGCCCAACCGUGUCCAACUUCACAAUGAGGUCAAUGAGAAGUCUUUGCAAGGCAGGUGCUCUGGGUAAUUGCUGUGUCUAGCAUUUAGCUCUACUGAGCUAACCGUAACAGGACUGGUUGUCUGACAGCUAGGGGAUGUAACAAGGUUAAUUUAAAAGUGAUAAUUUCUAUUGGAAUCUGCAAUUUUUGUAAAAUGGGGGAAAAAAGACACCCUGCAGCAAGCUAAUGUGCUUUAUUGGUCCUGAGUGUUUUUAAAUUUUGUCUUUCAGUUCUGGUUUCUCCUCGGAACAAUGUUCUAUUGGACACGUAUUGAAUAUUAAUGAAAAUUGUCACCAUCGCUCUUUUAAUGAAGGUCUGCAGUGUGGACUGGUAAAAAUAAGACUAACGUAACACCUUUCCAAACUUGAUUUACUGGAACUAUGAAAUAUUCUUGUAUGGACCUCUCUGGGUGGGAGGGGUGAAGCAUGUAACCGACAGAUGUCCCACCUGUACUACUAUCUUACCUCGAUGUCUUCCUAACUCUAGUGCUUACUCAAUAUUACAAGAUUCAGCGCAGUCUAGAAAUAUAAUUUGGCAACUUGGUUCGUAUGUUUCUCCCAAUCAGGACUGAUGGAGAAUGAGCCAGUUUUUUUUUUUUUUUUUUUCUUCAUCAUCCUAACUCUAUGUUCAUGUGUUUUAACUGUAUAUUGUCACAUUUUUGCCAUUUCCAUUUUUAUUUGAUUUAUUCUAAACUUUUUUUUUUUUUUUUUAAUUUGCGGAUUAAAGUAUAAACAAUUAAUGUGUUUAAGUGUUCUUGGCAAAAAAAAUAUUGCAGUUUGGUUUAUUACCUUUCUACACAUCUACACCAUCUUUGAUAGUGUUACAUAAAAAUAGCGCUUACAUUAACACAUUACUUUUUAAGCAAGUAUCUUUGACAUUUUCCUAGGAACUAUGUUUUACGUGACCCUUGAAUGUGAUCCAAGCAAGAUUUUGAAUGAUUUAUUGAUGACCCACAAAUAUUACCUUUCAUCUUCUUUUCAGCACAUUUACAAAAUAUAUGAUUGGUGAUCAUUAAUUAAAAAACAUAUUUGCACAUCUUUAAAAAAAAAAAAAAAUACACAUUCGUACACUAACAGGUCAACAUGAUACCCACAACUGGUCUGCGUUCAUUUCUUUCUUUACCAGUGAGCUGCAUGAGAUUAUGCCCUUCAUGAGUUAAAUAAAUCACUUUUGGGUCUUUCUAAACCUGUGCGGAUCAAAGUGUACUUGGCUCCACCACUUAGCCUAAAAUGGAGGUGUGUUGUGUUACAGUGCCUGACCUAGUAUUAAUCAUAUUUUUGUAAAUAAAAAUCAUUUUCACUGCUGACUUGUAAUGAAUGCAUGUUUAGCAGGUUUUUAGCUGUUAACUAAUUGAAGUGCUUGUCAUCUUCUCCCUGGCAUCUGGACACAUCUGGUGACAUGUAGAAAGUAUAAUAUAUUUGUCAAUGAAAUGAAACUGUUUACAGUAUACACCACUAUCAAUCUCUUGAACAGUCUUUCAUUCAGUGUAUUUUAAAUGGACAUACAGUGUUGGUGGAACAGAAGUACGGUGGAUGUAUUACAGAGUGCAAUUCAGAUGGUGGAGCAAUGUUUCAUUUCUGAUUUAAGGACCAUUUAUAAAGCUUGUAUAUAAUAAUAGUACCUGUGAAUGCACCAGGGCAAGAGGUCAAGAACUGUUUGGGUUGGUUGCACAUUUACUUCAUUCUACCCCUUUUUAGAGUGUUUCCAACUAAUAUUGUGAUCAAUAUAAGGAAAGGGCAGACGUCUACUCCAAGGUAACCUGGACGAAUUAAAAUUGUCUGAUCUUUGGAUACAAUUGCUCAUCCCUCUAGAUAUUUUAUACCUUUUUGGCAGCAGUAACGUGGCUUAGUGUAAUUGAUUAUGUGCCACUGAGACACAUAAAAUCACUAGUUUGUUGUUUGCGGUUUUUGAAUAUUUCAAAUCGCUGAAUUGCAUCAUAUAUACCAAAACAUUUUUCGGUCUUCAUAGCCUGGUUAAACUUGGCAUUAAAGC